AGAAGAAGGACAAGUGGGAAGUUGUUGAUGAAAGUGAGCUGUACUUAGCUCCUCUGUUUGUUUUGCUUUCAUGUUUGCGUUGCUCAACCCCUGCGAUGGAUCACGAAUAUUCGUUGCCGCUUGCAGCAAAGCGCAAACGUACCGGCGACCCGGCCGAGCAGCGGAGGACAUGGGGCCGUAAGAGAGCGAGGACCCGGGUGAACAUCGGGGCUGCGCUCAGAAGAUGGAGAGAAGUUCGAGACAUGCUCGGACUACAGAAAGACUCCGAGCUCGCAUGUCUCCUGCUAGACGAUUACCACAAAGGAGAACAAGCCUCGUCAACUCCUAGCAGGAUAGGUGGAUUGCCUGUUCAGACCCUCUCAACCAUGUCAACAUCCAGUGACUCACAACCAGAUAGCGACCACAGCUUUCUGGAGCCUGAAGACCUUUCCAUGGCAGACUUAAAAGAAGAAGCCCUAGAUGAAAGGAUUGACUGUAAAGGCCCAGAUGACGACACAUGGGAAACAGCCAGUGAGGACGGAUGUUCUGAUGAGGACUCUAUCCCGUCUAUUAGUCUGAGAUAUUUUCCAAUGGCCUACAAAUAUGGAAAUGGCGAUGGCGGCCCACACUCAAAUACAGAAUACAGGCAGGUGACUUCAUGAAUGUUACAAACACACCUCUGUCUGAGAGUAACUACUACUACAAAGUGUCACACCUGUUCAGUCACAUGAACAUGGGCUUUGUUGGGAUGGACACCAGUGUCAGCGUUCAAGACACCUACUGCCUCAGAAAGCCAUCAAGGAAUUCUGGGAGGACAAGAGAUGUACAGCGAUCCAACGUCUGCAGAAUAAAGACGGUGUUGUUGUUCUAGCUCAACAAUACCAGAGAAUCAUCCAGAAGUUGGGCUGUCAACACCGCGAAUGUCGCGAAGGACUGCCGUUACAUCGCUGAUCUGAGACUCCAAUCAGAUACGGGAUGCCGAGAUGUGGGAUUGUAAGACCUGAUCACCUCAGGACACGUGGCCUCCUUCCGAAUGUCCCAACUCACCUUCACUUGAGUCCCGCACCAGUAGAGGCCUAGGGGCCAGCUCUACACCUCAAGAGACGAGCAACGAACGUACACCAGAAUGAUCCAAACCCGAAUGGUCCGAACCCAGCGGUCAACUGAGCGAGCUGUAUUUUUGUUUGUUUUUCAUUUAUUUGUACUCCCUACUCUUAUUUUCCGCUGAUUUGCAGCCUCUAAAAACACACUCUAAACACCGUGUUUAGAAGUAAAUAAUUUCAAUGCAAAACAAAGCAAUAAUUACUUUUCCCUCAAAUGUAAAUAAAUGUCUUGGACUGUAUA
Molecule: messenger RNA, 1323 nt
Organism: Morone saxatilis (striped sea-bass)
Lineage: Eukaryota; Metazoa; Chordata; Actinopteri; Moronidae
Exons: 7
Coding region: 96-641 (181 amino acids)
Source: RefSeq, a predicted model, not a curated record